Arvicanthis niloticus (Nile rat) is the source of this 4241-nucleotide messenger RNA. It is a transcript of the gene Slc9a2, whose product is annotated as solute carrier family 9 member A2. The record is from RefSeq and is a predicted model, not a curated record. Gene Ontology annotation, molecular function: sodium:proton antiporter activity; potassium:proton antiporter activity. Lineage: Eukaryota; Metazoa; Chordata; Mammalia; Rodentia; Muridae. Gene Ontology annotation, biological process: sodium ion import across plasma membrane; proton transmembrane transport; regulation of intracellular pH. Gene Ontology annotation, cellular component: plasma membrane.
AGCUCAGGCCACCGAGCGCACCGCGCACCUAGUGCACCCACAGCUCCCGGGCUCCCGGGGGACAGCGGCUCUAGGUCCGCGGUGCGGACUAGAGAGCGGCGCGACCUUCGCCCCCGCGUCGACUGUGGGCUGCGGCAGGUGUGCGUCGCACCGGGUCCCCGAGUCCUCCCGCCCCGCCACCCGGGCGCCGCGCCCGCCCCGCCCCCGUCCCCGCCCGCCCUCGGGCCGCCCCGGGCAGGGCCUGUAGCUGCCAGGCAUGGGAGGGCGGCCGGCGGCGGAGGGCGGCUGAGCGCGGCCGUGGGACCGCGCGGUGGCCUCUGUCUCUGCGCGCGCCCCUCCUGGCCCUGAGAGGUUCACAGUCAACGAGCUUGCUGGCUGCCGGGCCCCGGCCCCGUGGAGGCGGUGGCGUGGUACUCGCCCAGUCCCGUUGAGAUCGUAGCGCUGUCCCCCCGCGAUGCGCUGAGGGCGCCCAGAUCCCUACACCGGCGUCCUCUGCUGCGCCCAGAGCUGCCGACCCCAUGGGCCCCUCGGGCACCGCGCACAGCGUGCGGACGCCACUGUCUUGGCUGCUGCUGCUGCUGCUGUCUCUGCAGGUGGCAGUGCCGGCGGGCGCGCUGGCCGAGACCCUGCUGGACGCACCCAGGACCAGGGGUGCCAGCUCCAACCCGCCAAGCCCUGCCAGUGUGGUGGCCCCGGGAACGACGCCGUUCGAGGAAAGUCGGUUGCCCGUGUUCACCCUGGAUUACCCCCACGUGCAAAUCCCUUUCGAGAUCACUUUGUGGAUCCUACUGGCCUCCUUGGCCAAGAUUGGUUUUCAUCUCUAUCACAAGUUGCCCACAAUUGUGCCUGAAAGCUGCCUUCUCAUAAUGGUUGGGCUUCUACUAGGUGGAAUUAUCUUCGGUGUUGAUGAGAAGUCUCCCCCGGCAAUGAAGACAGAUGUGUUUUUCCUAUACCUCCUGCCACCCAUCGUUCUGGAUGCUGGCUACUUCAUGCCCACUCGCCCCUUCUUUGAGAACUUCGGCACCAUUUUCUGGUAUGCUGUGGUAGGCACACUGUGGAAUUCCAUUGGCAUUGGGGUGUCUUUGUUUGGCAUCUGCCAGAUUGAGGCAUUUGGCCUCAGUGACAUCACCCUGCUCCAGAACCUGCUCUUCGGCAGCCUGAUCUCAGCUGUGGACCCCGUGGCUGUGCUUGCUGUCUUUGAGAACAUUCAUGUCAAUGAACAGCUCUAUAUCCUGGUGUUUGGCGAGUCUCUUCUCAACGAUGCAGUCACAGUGGUCCUGUACAACUUGUUCAAGUCCUUCUGCCAGAUGAAAACCAUCCAGACCGUAGAUGUGUUUGCUGGCAUCGCUAACUUCUUCGUCGUGGGGAUUGGAGGGGUACUGAUUGGCAUCCUCCUGGGAUUCAUAGCAGCGUUCACCACCCGUUUCACCCACAACAUCCGGGUCAUUGAGCCGCUCUUUGUCUUCCUGUACAGCUACUUGUCCUACAUCACUGCUGAAAUGUUCCACCUUUCAGGCAUCAUGGCGAUCACAGCGUGUGCCAUGACAAUGAAUAAGUACGUGGAAGAGAACGUGUCUCAGAAGUCCUACACGACCAUCAAGUACUUCAUGAAGAUGCUGAGCAGCGUGAGCGAGACCUUGAUCUUCAUCUUCAUGGGCGUGUCCACCGUUGGGAAGAACCAUGAGUGGAACUGGGCUUUCGUCUGCUUUACCCUGGCCUUCUGUCUGAUCUGGCGAGCAUUGGGCGUCUUUGUCCUGACUCAGGUGAUUAACUGGUUCCGGACCAUCCCUCUGACCUUCAAGGACCAGUUCAUCAUUGCCUAUGGAGGGCUCCGUGGAGCCAUCUGCUUUGCACUCGUGUUUCUCCUCCCAGCUACUGUGUUUCCCCGAAAGAAGCUGUUCAUCACGGCUGCCAUUGUCGUUAUAUUUUUCACCGUCUUCAUCCUGGGAAUAACCAUCCGGCCACUGGUGGAGUUUCUUGAUGUUAAGAGAUCCAAUAAGAAGCAGCAAGCUGUCAGUGAAGAGAUCCACUGUCGGUUUUUUGAUCACGUGAAGACUGGGAUUGAAGAUGUUUGUGGACACUGGGGUCACAACUUCUGGAGAGACAAGUUUAAGAAAUUUGAUGACAAAUACCUUCGGAAACUUCUGAUUCGGGAAAACCAACCCAAGUCUAGCAUCGUGUCCUUAUAUAAAAAGCUUGAGAUAAAACAUGCCAUUGAGAUGGCAGAGACAGGGAUGAUAAGCACUGUCCCCUCCUUUGCAUCUCUCAAUGACUGCCGUGAAGAGAAAAUAAGGAAGCUCACGCCAGGUGAAAUGGAUGAAAUUAGAGAGAUAUUAUCAAGGAAUCUCUAUCAAAUCCGUCAGCGGACCUUAUCAUAUAACAGACACAACCUGACGGCGGACACGAGCGAGAGGCAAGCCAAGGAGAUUCUGAUUCGCCGGCGACACAGCCUGCGGGAAAGUCUCAGGAAGGACAACAGCUCAAACCGCGAGCGCAGGGCAUCCACUUCAACCUCCCGAUAUUUAUCCUUACCUAAAAAUACAAAGCUUCCCGAGAAGCUGCAGAAGAAGAAUAAGGUUUCAAAUGCAGAUGGAAAUAGCAGCGACUCGGACACAGAUGCUGGAACCACUGUGCUCAAUUUGCAGCCCAGGGCCAGGCGCUUCUUGCCAGAUCAGUUCUCAAAGAAAGCCUCCCAGGCCUACAAAAUGGAAUGGAAGAACGAGGUGGACGUGGGUUCUGUGCGAGUGCCCCCCAGCGUCCCUCCUCCAGUGCCCCGCAGUAAAGAGGGGGGUACCCAGACACCAGGAGUGCUGAGGCAGCCCCUGCUCUCCAAAGACCAACGGUUUGGCCAGGACAGGGAAGACAGUUUGACUGAAGAUGUUCCACCCAAGCCUCCACCAAGGUUGGUUCGACGAGCAUCAGAACCCGGGAACAGGAAAGGCCGCCUCGGCAAUGAAAAGCCAUGAUAUGAAGCCAAAGCAAGCUUGGGGUGAAUGGGCUAGCAUCGUUGUGACUUCUUACUCAAACCUGAUCGACCGUGGAAUCCGUUUAAAAUCCUCUAUCUAGAGGCAUUCUUUGGGAAGUAGAGUCAAGCCACUGAUUCGAGGGAGGAACACUGCUUAUCUAUCCCAAGAAGAGGAAGGUCAGAGGAAGGAAGUCCCACAAAAUGACUUUUGUGACUUUUGGCUAGUAAAUGUAUUCUUUCAAGGCCUGAAAGAAAAAAAAAAAAGUGUGCCUUUAUUGAACUUGAAUGACAGAACUUGAAAAUUUUAACGCACCUUUGUUGGUGAAAAUUUUAAUAUAUUACAAAUAUGCCUCAGAUUUAUUUAUGAAAAAAUGUGUUUAUCUGUAGUGAUCAUUUUUUUUUUAAGGGAAUUACACUAAAAGUGGUGAGAACAUUUUUCCGAGGGGAUGAAGGUCAGCUCCUAGAGGUGGGUUCUAAGUUUCAGAUCCCACCAUUCCCAUCCUGAGCUGAUGGACCACUUGGUAAAGUAGAAUGCUGUCCCUCGAAGAGGCCUUGGCUGACAGUAAUAGGGCACAGGUUGGAAUGUGUAGGCAGAUGAAAUGGCGUGUCUCUCAGAGUGUGGGUGGGAAGUCCCUGUACAACUUUAAAACAAUGAGGCUCAGACUGCUCUUGGUCCAUUCCUGUGUUUUCCGUGGCUUUGGAGUAACCUGUAAUCUCCACUCCCCACCCCACACCCCUUUUUGUCUAGGUACAGAAAGAUUCCCAUGAGCAAAAUCAGGCCAUAGUGUUUAAAGACUUGGUAGCAGCUUCCGAGAAGUCCUACCAGUGAGGACCUCUUGUGGCCAGUGCGGGACAGGGUGGCCGCCACGAGAGACCACUUGAGUUUAUUUUGUGUGGUGCUGGGAGGAAAGGGAGGGGGUUCCUUUUAUUAGGGACCCACGACCACCUGCUUUAAUAAAAUUGUCCUGUAGUGCAUCCAGGGCUAUAAGCUAGGAAGGAUCACGCCUUCCAAUGUUGAAGUGGUGAGUCUUCGGGUUUGACUUUGGAUGAGGAAGCACUUUGGAGAAAACCCCCACUUCUUGCACUAGUCUUUAAUUUGUUACCUCUUCGCCUUUGAUAAUGUAGUGACUCAAAUUUGACCUGAACAAUUAGGUUCUAUUCUCUGGAGUACUUUUCAGGAGUAUGGCAGAGAGAAACGGUGGGACGCAAUCAUUAAAGAUUCAUAUUUAAACCAAUGUCUCUUAAGCUGCAGAUUUAUUAUUAAAGAUUCAUAUUU